Molecule: messenger RNA, 531 nt
Organism: Aspergillus calidoustus
Lineage: Eukaryota; Fungi; Ascomycota; Eurotiomycetes; Eurotiales; Aspergillaceae
Source: the annotation of a GenBank genome assembly
AUGCGCGUAAACGAUGGAACCAAAGACGGGCCCCUCCUCUACACAAUCGACAACCACAACACGAAACAACAUAUGAUCUUCCACAGCCAACUCCAACCUAACGGAGCCCAAGCCCUACCUUCACAAUCCACAUCCACAGCGACAGCAUCCUUCCACCACUUCAGCCACGCCGUCGACAUCCGGAUAAACGGAAGAGACAUGGUCCUCUCGCGGGAAAGUAAACUCCGUUUCGAUAGGGGGUUCGCGGCGCCUUCUCUCGGAGGGAAGAAGCUUAUUUGGACGAAGGCGUCAAAGUGGAAACAUCUGUAUCUGAAUUGUGUGGAUGAAGAUGGGGUCGUUUAUGCGACGUAUCGGCCGCAUGGAGGGUUUUCGCUGAAGAAGGGGGGGAUGUUGGAGUUGUUGGGGCCUUGUGGUGUGAGUGCCGGUGCCGGUGCAGCUGGGAAGGACUCGGGGCUGAUUGAUGAAAUCAUUGUAACUACGUUGGUUACUAUAGUGCUGCAGAUAAGGGCAGCGUCGGCGGCUGCUGGUUGA